Messenger RNA from Tupaia belangeri chinensis (Chinese tree shrew), 927 nucleotides. It is a transcript of the gene TP53, whose product is annotated as tumor protein p53. Gene Ontology annotation, molecular function: protein binding; RNA polymerase II cis-regulatory region sequence-specific DNA binding; DNA-binding transcription factor activity, RNA polymerase II-specific. The record is from RefSeq and is marked provisional. Gene Ontology annotation, biological process: protein tetramerization; apoptotic process; regulation of transcription by RNA polymerase II. Gene Ontology annotation, cellular component: nucleus. Lineage: Eukaryota; Metazoa; Chordata; Mammalia; Scandentia; Tupaiidae.
CCAUGGAGGAACCGCAGUCGGAUCUCAGCGUGGAGCUCCCUCUGAGUCAGGAGACGUUUUCAGACUUAUGGAGUUAUUCCCCGGACCUCAACAAGCUGUUUUGCCAGCUAGCAAAGACCUGCCCCGUGCAGCUGUGGGUGGACUCGGCGCCCCCGCCCGGCACCCGUGUCCGGGCCAUGGCCAUCUACAAGCAGUCACAAUACGUGACAGAGGUCGUGAGACGCUGCCCCCACCACGAGCGCUGCUCUGACAGCGAUGGUCUGGCCCCGCCUCAGCAUCUUAUCCGGGUGGAAGGAAACCUGCACGCGGAGUAUUCGGAUGACAGAAACACUUUCCGACACAGUGUGGUAGUGCCCUACGAGCCGCCCGAGGUCGGCUCUGACUGCACCACCAUCCACUACAACUACAUGUGCAACAGCUCCUGCAUGGGCGGCAUGAACCGGCGCCCCAUCCUCACUAUUAUCACGCUGGAGGACUCCAGUGGGAAGCUGCUAGGACGGAACAGCUUCGAGGUACGCAUUUGUGCCUGUCCUGGAAGAGACCGACGCACAGAGGAAGAAAAUUUCCGCAAGAAAGGGGAGUCUUGUCCCAAGCUGCCCACUGGGAGCAUUAAGCGAGCACUGCCGACUGGUUCCAGCUCUUCUCCACAGCCAAAGAAGAAACCACUGGAUGAAGAGUAUUUCACCCUUCAGAUUCGUGGGCGUGAACGCUUCGAGAUGCUGCGAGAAAUUAAUGAGGCCUUGGAACUCAAGGAUGCCCACCUGAAGUCCAAGAAGGGCCAGUCUACCUCCCGCCAUAGAAAACUAAUGUUCAAAACAGAGGGACCUGACUCAGACUGACGUCCUCUGCUUCUUGUCUCUUGUUCACUAUCCCCCAUUUAUACUCCUCUUCCCCUGCAUUUUGGGUUUCUGGUCCUUAAACCCCCGC